Molecule: messenger RNA, 5830 nt
Organism: Dromaius novaehollandiae (emu)
Lineage: Eukaryota; Metazoa; Chordata; Aves; Casuariiformes; Dromaiidae
Gene: SLC26A1
Product: solute carrier family 26 member 1
Exons: 3
Coding region: 209-2377 (722 amino acids)
Biological process (GO): transmembrane transport
Cellular component (GO): plasma membrane
Molecular function (GO): bicarbonate transmembrane transporter activity; oxalate transmembrane transporter activity; chloride transmembrane transporter activity
Source: RefSeq, a predicted model, not a curated record
UUUUCAGAGAGGUACAAGUGACAACACAAUACCAAGCAGCAAGCUCAAGAUCCCUUUACUUCCCAUUUUUCUGCUGAAGAUUAUAUAGUUAAUAAUUAUCCUUUAUGCAAAUACAGCAAAGCCUUACUGAAGACUUUCAUUCAUACCAGUGUGCAAAAACUGUAGGCACAGAGCAGAACAUUCCUGUCAAAAAGCUGUCCAGGAACAGAUGCAUGAAGUAAACACUGGCACAAUGGAAAGACCACUGGAGGCAACUGUGCUGGAAAGCAGCACCUCUUCCUGCUUUCUUUUGGAAAGAAAGACUCCUGUCAAGAUCACCAGGAAACAGAUCAUGUUAGCCAAGCUAAGGAAGAGCUGUUCCUGCACCCCAAGGAAACUGAAGAACCUUGUCAUGGGCUUCUUUCCUGUUUUACAAUGGCUUCCCAAGUACCAGUGCAAAGAGUAUAUCUGGGGGGACAUCAUGUCUGGGCUAGUGAUUGGGAUCAUUUUGGUGCCCCAAGCAAUCGCAUACUCAUUGCUGGCAGGUCUAAAGCCCAUUUACAGUCUUUACACAUCAUUCUUUGCCAACAUCAUUUAUUUCUUAAUGGGCACAUCCCGCCAUGUCUCAGUUGGCAUUUUCAGCUUGAUAAGCUUAAUGGUAGGGCAAGUUGUGGACCGAGAGCUUCUCUUGGCUGGGUUUGACUUGAAUGAUGAUGCCCCACCAGCCUUGGGUGAUGGGUCCCUCUGGAAUGACAGCCAACCCAACACAACCGCCUUCAAUCUCACCAUUGGAGGAACAAGUGUUGAGUGUGGGAAAGAAUGCUACGCUAUUGGCAUUGCUACAGCCUUGACAUUUGUAGCUGGAGUAUAUCAGGUUCUAAUGGGAAUCUUUCGUCUGGGUUUUGUAUCUAUGUACCUGUCUGAGUCUAUGCUAGAUGGCUUUGCAACUGGUGCUUCCUUAACCAUUUUAACAGCUCAAGUGAAGUAUCUGAUUGGAAUAAAAAUCCCACGUAGCCAAGGGCAUGGAAUGCUUGUAAUUACUUGGAUUAAUAUUCUCCAGAACAUUUCUCAGGCUAACCUGUGUGAUGUCAUCACAAGUGCCAUCUGUAUUGUGGUGCUGGUCGCUGCUAAGGAACUGGGAGAUCGGUAUAAGCAUAAGCUGAAAUUUCCCCUUCCCACAGAGCUGGUAGUUAUUGUUGUGGCAACGCUGGUGUCACAUUAUGGGAACCUGAAUGAAGUGUAUGCAUCCAGUGUUUCUGGAGCUAUUCCAACAGGAUUUAUUCCCCCCAAGAUACCGUGCUUUGACUUAAUGCUCCGAGUUGCUGUAGAUGCUUUGCCACUUGCCAUAGUAAGCUUCGCCUUCACUGUAUCACUUUCUGAAAUGUGUGCGAAGAAAUACGCUUACACCAUCCGAGCCAAUCAGGAAAUGUUUGCUGUGGGGUUCUGCAACAUCAUUCCUUCUUUUUUCCACUCUUUUGCAACCAGCGCGGCUCUGGCAAAAACACUUGUCAAAACAUCUACAGGCUGUCAGACUCAAGUCUCUGGAGUGAUUAGUGCAAUGGUGGUUUUGCUGGUGCUGCUCUUCUUGGCACCUCUCUUCUACUCCUUGCAGAAGUGUGUUCUGGCUUGUGUCAUUAUUGUCAGCCUCCGAGGAGCCCUGAGGAAGUUCAGAGAUGUGCCAGUGCGGUACCAUGUAAACAAGGUGGACACACUGGUUUGGAUCAUUACUAUGUCUGCAUCUGCCUUGAUUAGCACAGAAAUAGGGCUUUUGGUUGGUAUUGUUUUCUCCAUGUUGUGUAUCAUUGUUCGGACACAGAGGCCACGGACAGCCCUGCUUGGUCAGAUCCAGAACAGCAGCUUUUAUGAGGAUGACUUGGAAUACAAAAAUCUCUCUUCUGUUCCAAAGGUCAAAAUAUUCCGUUUUGAAGCACCACUUUAUUAUGCAAAUAGAAAGUAUUUCCUCAAGUCUCUGUACAGAUUGACUGACUUAGAUCCUAACCUAGAAGCUGCUAAAAGGAAGAAAUAUGAGAAGAAGGAACAGCAGCAACUGCAAAAGGGAGAUCACACAACUGCUAAUGGACUGGGCAUGGGAGAAACCACCAUGGAACUAGUACCUAAGCAAAUUGAUUUCCAAGCCAUUGUUGUAGAUUGUUCUUCCAUCUCAUUUUUGGACACCACUGGAGUUAAUACUCUGAAGGAAAUCCUGAAAGACUACAAGGAGCUAAACAUUUCUGUCCUCCUGGCUUGCUGCAAUCCCUCAGUAAUAGACUCUUUGAAAAGAGGAGGUUACUUUGGGAAGGAUUUUGGAAGUAUGCAGGAACUGCUGUUCUACAGCGUACACAAUGCUGUGCAGUUUGCAAGAGACCUAAACCUUCCAGCAGACUGCUCUGGUGUUUAGUCCUGUGUUUUUCCUGCUAGUACGCUACACAAGUGACAGAUGAGAAGGGGCAGUUUGAAAUAAUUAAAAUUAUGAGACACACCAUUGGCUGGGUACAGCAAGGGGCCUACAAGCUAUUCUUCCCUGAAGAGCUUUGCAGUUUGCCAGGGGCCACACAGAACAGCCACUGGGGGUGAGGUCCAGUACCAGCCUGGAACAGGUUGGAUUACUAUCUGCAUUUCCACCUUAAAAGGCAAGUGAUAUGCUAUAGGGCAGUUUGGGAUAGACUUCCUCCUUGGGCCACAGUCAUGUGUGACCAAAUAUAUACAUCAUGAGACUGUUGUGCUGGGAAGUCUGCUGAAUACCAGCUGCUUCCCCCAGGGGUUUAUUAGCUGGUUUGUGUUAAGAGGCACAAGCCAUCUUCAAGGAAAUGCAGUGCGUUUAGCAUCUUGGCCUCAUAAUGCUUUAAGCUCUGGCUUGCAAGGCCCUUACCCUUCCCUUGUCCCAGGUAUGCUCCUGAAAACAACUCCCACUAAUUGCACACAACUGUGUAUAAAAUAUUGAGGGAUGUAACAUGUCUUUCCUCUUCACCUUGAUUGUAAAGGCUUAAUGACACAAUCCACCACUGGAAAAGAAAUUACGAUCUACCACAUGUUCCUCUCAAGAGCAGCAUGUCCAAAAAACACCCCUGAAGUCACCUGUGUUGUUACAGCAGCUAGCUGCUGAAGGUUUUGAUACCCUUAGUAACGCAGGAAGAAACAUGACCCUAACACACAAUUUUUUCAUGACUAGCGGGGCAGCAUAAAGUAUUAAGAAAGGCUUUGACUGGCAGUCCCACUGUUACUCUGAUUGCUAUACCAUCCUGCCAAAAUGAGUUGCCCUUGUUGGGGAGAUGCAAAUCUAAUUCAGAGACACAUCAGCCAUAGACCCUAGAAUUGUGAUGAAGCACAGCAUGUUUGUGCCUGGGCGUUGGGCUACCAGAAGAAAACUGGAGAAGAGAGAGCAGGGUGGGAAGGCAGACCUGUGACCUGACUGGAAGAGAAGUGACAAAUCAGGACUGCCAGGCUGGUCUUCUCUGGUGUAAUGCUAAUGAAGUUCUAUAGUGGCAUAUCUGAGCCAAUGAAGGGGGCAAUGCUUUGUAAGCUAUGUAUUCCCAAGUGCUGGAAGACUGCUACUAUUCCUUAUACUACAGGCUUCUCCCUGCCCUGCCCCCUCACAUGUUAUUCUUUGAUUUGAUGUCCACUAACCUGUGUUUUCCAGGGCUGGAUUACUUUUCAUACUAAUUUCUUUUAAUAGGUGUUCAUUUUGUAUUGUGUCAAAUGAUAGCACCAAAGCCCAAUGUGUCGUUAUACAUUCUCUUUACAAAUAAACAUGGGCCUAAAUUUUGAUUGUAACACAUUUGGUACUCUGUAUUCUGGCACUUGGCUUUAGCAGAAUAAUCCUUUUCAUACUCAAUAACUACCUGCAUCAAAGAUAGGCUUAUGAUUACCUGUGUCAAAGCCAGGAUAGCUGCUACCCUUCCCUCCUUCUUUAUGGCUGGUUCACAAACAGUAAGGGGAUGUAGAAGGAAGGCCUCUCGCAGCUGUGCCUUUUAUGCUUAGCAGACUCUAGAACCGAGUUCCAUGUAUGCUGAAGCCAUUUCUCUGCUGUGCUGUUUGAAUAAAACUUUGGGCCAAAAAAUCACGAGAGUUGCUUAUUUCAACUUCUCAGGUCACUCAGUGAGAAGAACACUCUAACUGAGGUUCUCAAGGUGCUCCAAAGCUUGUCUGGCUCUCAGGAACAAAUAUUUCACUAAAAGAAGAAUGGUGCAUUCCCAUAAUACCAAAAAAAGAAAAAAAGAAAGCUCUUGAUGGGGAUGAAGAGUAGCGCAGUUUUAGGCGAGUGAUUCGAUCCUGAGGUUCUCAUGCACUCAUUACUCAAAAGCAUGUCAGCUUCACACUGUUAGUACUGUCAGAACAGUAAAACCUGACAGAAACACCUGUCAAGAGAUUACAGGAUUGACUAGUGGCAGUGUUCUCCUGCCAUAAAACAAUUUAAUUACAUUAUUCCUUAAAGUGCUGCCUUAUUAUGAUUAACUUAUUUCUGUCAUACAAGCAAAUGUGCAGAGCCCAAGGACACAGUGUUGCAUUUUGUCUGUUUGUCUUUGUUUGUAACCUUUCUUAGAUCAGGGAAUCUCUCUGUUACCUCCUGCCAGGGCCUAGCAGGAGGAAGUGGUUUACAGGAGUUAUUGCCAGAUAAGUUAUCAGUACAGUCAGUCUUAAGCUGUUAUGGCAAAGCAACUUAUUGCCUACAAUAACUAAAAUAGUUUCAAUAGACAAGAACACACCUUCUGACAAUCUAGACUUCCUUUAUCUUUAUGGGCCAAGGUACUAAUCUAGGUCAUAAAGGAAAAGUGCAAAAAAAUACCCAUAACUACAAGAUGAAUCUCAUUUUAGAAGAGGAAAAGAAGUCCCAAUGGAAAGUGUAUCCUUGCCUAAAAAAAGGGAGGUUAGAGCUCCAACAUCGGCCAACAGUCUCUGGAGAAAAAGAAAAAAGAAAAGCUUUCCUUGCAGCUUUCUCCUUCUCUGAUCCAUCAUGCUGAGAAAUUAAGAGUCAGAAGACUCUUUUUCAUCCUAUUUAUUGCAAGAAUGGCACCAAAGGAGAGCUAAACAAAGGAAUGCUGGUAUACAUAACAUGGGGAAUGAGCUUUAAAACUUCUGGUGGAAGACCAGAUGAGACCGUACGAACCAUUUUCUAUUUCAGUUUCAUUGACAGAGAUGACUCACAGCAAGUUGUGUUGGACAGUGUCAAACAUAGCAGGGAAAUGGCUUUCAGUGUUAUGAUGGAGGGAUGCUGGGGAGCCGUAAAUGAUUUCUACGGAGUCGGGAAAAGGUAAUUAAGCAAUCUUUUACUGGCAGGUUUAUACUUGCUAUACUACAUUAUAGCAAGAUUCAGUAUGCAGACUGAAAAUGUUGAAAACUGCUGAUUCUUUUCUCUCCUGUUGUACCAGCAGGAAUUAGGUAUCGUGACUUGGAGAGAAGCUGCGGAUGGAUUGUAAUUCCGACUGAGUUAAUACUAAUGUUGGAAUAAAAUUGUUAAAUUAUCUGUUAGGAAGUGUUAUCUCCAUCAUGUAGAUGGUCUUGUUCACAAUAGUGCCUCACAUAGAUCACAUAUUCAACAACCUUUAGUACUGCUACAUAAGAAUAGGGGAGGGCUCUUAACCCGGGGGAAGUGUGGGUCCCAUGGAACUGAGCAAAGAGCUGCUGUAUUUACUUCAAGCUCUCCCCUUGGCUAAUGCAGGAUGGCCAGAGUGUGUUGUGCAGAGCUGUCAAAAUAGCUAUACUUGUUGGUACUGGUAGGUAACAACUUGGGAACUGUCCAAUCCAGGAAAGACACCUUGGAUUCCCCCAUAAUUGUGAAUGUUCUUGUGUCAUAUGAGCUGGACACAAAUGUGAGCUUUUGGUUGAAAAAUAAAAUUAGCAGUUCUUUGAAAAA